This is a messenger RNA of Amborella trichopoda, 1925 nucleotides long. RefSeq lists its product as uncharacterized. The record is from RefSeq and is a predicted model, not a curated record. NCBI's taxonomy places the organism in Eukaryota, Viridiplantae, Streptophyta, Magnoliopsida, Amborellales, Amborellaceae.
AAGAGGGUGUUGUCAUUCAAUUCUUUCAUGCAUGUGACAGAGAGAGAGAGAGAGAGCAGUCAUUCAAUUCUUUCGUGCUUGCAGUAGAGAAAGAGCAGUAAUUCACUCCUUGUAUGCAUGUGGUGCAGAGAGAGAGAGCAUUGAAUCCCUUCAUGCAUGUGGAGUUGUGGUUGACUGGUUUUGCAUGAACCACAUUAAGGAUCAGUCCUACUGUCCAUAUGCAACUGACCAGAAAGCUGAGAAGCCAUUAUUAUUCUUAUCCUAGAAGAGAAGCCCAUCACAGAAUUCUAGAGAAAGGAACGAAGUGACCAAUAAAUAAUUGCAAGAAGCAGUGGGCUUUGAUCAAUAAAAGGCCAGCAUUGAACCCCAAUUGCUCAGAGUAUCAGCCAUGGCCAGAUUCAGGGUACCCCUGUUUCUGAUACUUGGUCUUUUUGUCUGUCAUCUCUGCUAUUGCGAACAGGUAAAGAAGCAGGAAACAGCAGUAAUUGUUGGGACAGUGUUCUGUGACACUUGUUUCAAUGGAGACUUCUCAGAGAGCAGCCACUUCAUUCAAGGAGCCCUUGUUGCAGUAGAAUGCAGAGACAGAACAGUGAAGAAGACCUUCACAAAAGAAGUGAAAACAAAUCAACAUGGCCAAUUCGAGGUCAAGCUCCCAUUUUCAGUUUCCCAUCAUAUCAAAAGAAUCAAAAGAUGCUCAGUUAAACUUGUUUCAAGCAGUGAACCCUACUGUGGUGUGGCUUCCAUGGCUGAAUCCUCCUCUCUACACUUGAAGUCUAAGAGAGCAGGGCUUCACAUUUACUCAGCUGGUUUCUUCACUUUCAAACCAUUAAAACAACCAGACCUUUGUAACCAAAAACCAAAUCCUAACACUAAAAUUGACCCUCAAUUUGGCCCCAAAAAGACUUACAUUUCUCCAUGGAUAAACCUUCCACCUCUGCCAGCUUUACCCCAACUUCCACCUUUACCUGCGUUGCCAAGCCUCCCACCAAUGCCAAAUUUAGGCCCCCCUCUUCCAAGGCAACCAUCUCUGCCAAAUUUAACUCCACCUCUCCCAAAUUUAGCUCCACCUCUGCCAAAUUUGGACCCAAUUACAAAAACCCCAACUUUACCUGACCCAUCAGCCCCAAUCCCAAAGGAUCAAUCUCUGCCAAAUUUAGCCCCAAUUCCAAAACCACCAAAUUCAGAUCCACAAUCAACUGAAAAGACAGAGAAACCAGUAAACCCAAGUUUCUUCUUCCUUUAUCCACCAUUUUUACCAUCUCCACCAUCAAUACCACUAUUGCCAUCUCCACCUUCAAUACCACUAUUGCCAUCUCCACCUUCAAUACCACUAUUGCCAUCUCCACCUUCAAUACCACUAUUGCCAUCACCACCAUCAAUUCCACUUUUACCAUCUCCACCAUCAAUUCCAUUUUUACCAUCUCCACCUGCUUUCAGUUUCCCACCAAUUCCCUUCUUUACUCCACCACCUCCUCCUCCACUAUUUUCUUUUCCUCCUCUGAUUCCUGGAAUUCCACCAUUGCCUACAUUGCCACCAUUGCCACCAUUGCCUCCAUUGCCUAGGAUUCCUGGUCCUCCUCCAGCUAAAAAACCUGCUCCUUAAUCCUUGGUUGUUUUGUAUGAGUGGAUUUUAAAAAUCACUUUAUGGGGUGUGAUUUUCUUGAAUAACUAGCUGUAAUUUCUGUGUAUUUUUAUCUUUUUUCUUGCUUUCUUUUACGUAUAACUGGCUGUAAUUUCUGUGUAUUUUUAUCUUUUUUCUUGCUUUCUUUUAUGUAUGACUGGCUGUGAUUAGUGGGUGCUUCCCCUUUUAUUUUCUGUUUUUCUUUUAUUUUAUUUUCUCUGCUUUUUGGAAUAAGUAGGUGGAUGUGUUCAGUAGUUGUUUUACUGUUUCUUUUUUUAAUCAAUAACAGGUUGCAUUCAGUGGA